Brassica napus (rape) is the source of this 1425-nucleotide messenger RNA. RefSeq lists its product as uncharacterized. The record is from RefSeq and is a predicted model, not a curated record. Bases 1 to 1035 code for a protein of 344 amino acids. NCBI's taxonomy places the organism in Eukaryota, Viridiplantae, Streptophyta, Magnoliopsida, Brassicales, Brassicaceae. The transcript is spliced from 5 exons.
AUGGACGAAAAGAUAGAAACUUCAUCUGGGCCUUCGUCGCAACCGCCAUCGAUUCCUGGGCUUUCCGGCGACAAGCGCGGUAACGAAGAUGGUUCAGACGAGAAAGAUGAAUCAGCCGUUGUUUUGGCUAAAGAUGAUGAUAGAUUAGUUACUAACGCUUUGCCCGAGACUCGUACCGUGAAAGAUGUUACUAACUGCGAGACACGAGGAGGAGUACACGUUGAUGAGGUUACUGAAUCCGUUGUUGUUAUCCCGCGUGACGCUUCCCUUUCACAUCCUUAUCAGAUGUGUAGCGCACUGGAAAGGCAAGAGUCUAUGCGGCAGUGGAUGGAAAUGAAGCGGAACGGUUAUCUCUCAGGGCCUUUGGGCGGACCUGUGGCGUCGAGGCCGCGAAAGCGUAAGAAGAGGAGAGGAGAUGAUUCUUCAAACAAGACAAACCAAGUCCCUAAUAAGAAGAAGGACCAGCAUGUUGUUGCUACCGCGCCGCCAAGUGGAUUGCUGGCGGGGUUGAAACCGGCGAUCAUUAAACAUGUCAGGAGUAAAGAAGAGGUCUACUCAGCUCUUGAAGCUUUGAUUCGAGAUUCAGAUAGAGAAGAUAGGGCGUUAGCCUCUAAGGUAUCAGAUCAUGCAAUUUCCUUGACAAACACGGAACAAGCCAAGUUGCUUGCUGUUGAAGCUGCUAGUGUAGCUUCACAGUGGUUGGAGUUUCUUCACCAAGACCUCAGUGAACGCCUUUCAGCUGUGAAGGAUAGUAGGAAGAGAGUUGAUGAUACUUUGAAGGCGGAGUUGCCACUUCUCGUCUCAUCAUCAAAAGAAUCUUCUUCUAACCAAGAAAGUACCUCUGGUGAUGAAACAGUAACAAAGGCGCAUAAGAUGAAGUGGUCUGCGAAAUUUGAUGAGUUUAAGAAACGUCUCAAUGAUGAAGAGACAGAUCUUGUGCGUAUAUACAUUAUCUACUGCGUUUUCAAGUCCGAAUGGUUCUUAAGCUCAAGGCGGUGUUUUAAUGUAUUUGAAAUUCGCAGGAAAGCACGUUAAACCACGUGAAGGAUAUGCAGUCACGAUGCAGCGAAGGUCUACGCCAGAUGAAUGAGGCAAGGUGAGGAAAAUUAAGACCAAACAGAAGCGUUUAAAAAGACAUGGUUUAGUCACCUUUUCUUGUUCUACAAAUACCAUUUGCAGUUGUGGGAAAGAUGGCGAGACUAAUUUGGCGGUUCAGGCGGCUGCAGCUUCCAUUUUCUCGACCUGCCGUUAUCUUCUGUCAAAUAUGAAGCCACCACCUAACAGUUCGUAACCCCUUUUGAUUUUUUGUUAACCGGGGAUCGACUAAUAGUGUAAAUAACAGGCGAUUGAUAGUUUUGUCAUUGGUUAACUAACAUUAGAAGAGAUCCUUUGUCACUGGCAUUUGCUUUAGUACACACUAGACUU